Molecule: messenger RNA, 777 nt
Organism: Clarias gariepinus (North African catfish)
Lineage: Eukaryota; Metazoa; Chordata; Actinopteri; Siluriformes; Clariidae
Product: cortexin domain-containing 1 protein-like
Exons: 1
Coding region: 106-291 (61 amino acids)
Source: RefSeq, a predicted model, not a curated record
CCUCGCUGGUGCACCAGGCCAUAAAGAAGUAAAGUUAACCGUAAACCAGUGACGCUACUACAACUGAUACGACUACACCGAGAUCCUGAGCGUCAUUUCUGCAACAUGGAGCAUCCAUCAAAAACACAAUCUUCAUUAGAGAUCGAUGUGGAUUUAGGAUUUGCGCUCUUUUUCCUCUUUCUUCUCUGCCUCUUCCUGGUCAUCACAGUUGUCCGCUGUGCCCAAACAGUGGUCGACCCUUACGGCUCCAUCCCCACGUCCACUUAUCAGGAGGAGCAGAUCACUAACUGACGGUUGCUUUGGCCCAUCCCACAUAGUGAACUCACUGUGGGUGUUGGGCCUGAGAUUUUGUGAGGACCAGACAUGCAAGCAUUGUCAUCAUGACAUUGUCGCAAAGCAGCUUUACACAAUCAAAAGAACUAUUUAAGUUUGUAUAAGUCAAGUGCAAACGUGGAGGAGUUUUGUUUAAUGGACUUUAAACAGAAUCAUCUUACUCUUAGAGUUUUAAUUAAAAAUCCUCUUUUUGUAGUCGUUCUAGGUCUUAUAAAAUUUUAAAUAUUUAUGCAUUAAUGUGUUAAAAAAGAAACAAACUGGCAAGAUCUUAAACAUGCUUGAUCCAGCAGCAGAUUGCUGUUGAAAGCUACAGGUUUCAAGAGAAUGAAGGGAAUUUUUAAGCUCAUGCCAAAUACAUGUCUAAGACUUUUGCACAGUGAUCGAUUGAUUAGUUAAUUCUGUGUAAACACUAAAGCCUGGGGUAUGAAAAUCAUCAGUUUUUGG